Diversispora eburnea is the source of this 930-nucleotide messenger RNA. Lineage: Eukaryota; Fungi; Glomeromycota; Glomeromycetes; Diversisporales; Diversisporaceae. The record is from the annotation of a GenBank genome assembly.
AUGAUUUUAUUAGAUUAUCAUAAUGCUGUCAUUGAAGAAACAUUGAGGCAACCAGUUAUUAGUCUCGAAACAACUACGUUGGAUAGUAAAAUUGUUGAUUUUGAUGGUGUCUCAUAUCGUAUAUCAAAUUCUCAAUCUAGAAAUAUAAUCAAAUUUUCACUCUCGAUGCAAUGUUUUAAUGAAUUGGGAGCAAAAGACUUGUUACAAAAAGAAUAUGGUUCUUAUUGUCAAACACAAAUUGAGGAAGGAUAUGAUUUUAGUUUGGAAUUUGAUGUACUGAAUUUACCUGAAAAUAAAGAGGAAAGAGAAGCAUUUGUUAAAAAGUUAUCAUUAAUUAAACGUGAUUUAUUAGCCAUACCAUUUGAAAAAGCAUUUGAACAACAAGCCCAAUUUGAGAAGGAAGAUAAUAAGAAUCCCCUCAUCGCCCCCACCCCAAAAACAGCUGAAUUAAUGCAAAUUCGAUAUAGAGAUCGAGAAGCUAUUUAUAUUCAAGCUCAAAAUGAUAGAGUUACGGUUAUCUUUUCUACAUUGUUUAAAGAAGAAACCGAUAGAAUAUUUGGAAAAGUGUUUUUACAGGAAUUUGUUGAUGCACGUCGUCGACCAGCUCUUCAAAAUGCACCUCAAGUACUUUAUUCUAUUAAAGAACCUCCAUUAGAAAUUAGACAUUUACCAGAAUUCAAAAGAAUUGAAGAUCGAGAAAACCUUGGUUAUGUUACAUUUGUAUUAUUCCCUCGUCACUUUGUAAAGGGGGAAGUAAGAGAUAAAACAAUUUCUCAAAUUCAAUUAUUUCGAGAUUACCUUCAUUAUCAUAUUAAAUGUUCCAAAGCUUACAUGCAUUCCCGAAUGAGAGCUCGAGUACAAGAAUUUUUGAAAGUACUUAAUAGAGCUAAACCUGAUUUACCCAGAAAAACCAUGAUGCGAGGAGCGUGA